GGUACCAAAGUUUCUCACUUAUAGUAACCUUGUGGAACAGUUAAAAAAGAUUGAUAUUGGAACUGUUCAUGAAAUUGACCUAGACUAUCUAGAGGGCUUAGAAACUGAAAACCCAGUGAAUGGUGCAUAUAGAGACUUAAGACAAUACCUUCCAAUGCUUGUCAAAUUUUAUCUCUCUAAGAAUAUAAAACAAAGCUUCAAAGACUUUACAGAAUCAACAGGCACUUUUCAAAUUGCUCUUGGUGGUGAUGGAUGCCCAUUUGGCAAGAAUGAGAGCGCAUGUUCUUUCUUGGUCAGCUUCCUCAAUGUUGGAAGAAGGGUGGCAUCAAGUUAUGAUAACUUUCUAAUUUUUGGUGCCAACUGUGAUGAAAGUUCUCCUGUUACAAAGAAAUAUGUGAGGUCAUUAUUACCACAAAUUGCAGAGUUAGAAAGAACCGAGUAUGAAUUUGAAGGCAUUAAAUUUAGGUUUAAGCUGGAGGAAUUGGCAAAUGACAUGAAGAUGCUUGCCAUGUUGGCAUGUGAAUUGACUAUUAGUGCUAAGUAUUUCUCGCCCUUUGCAAAUGUUUCAUUAGCUGAUUGUAGGGAUGUGAAGGGUACAUUUGGAACUGACAGGUCAAACAAGUGGAAGCCAUGGAAUUACCAGCAAAGAGUAAAUGUUGUCAACAAGGUUGAAGCAUCUAAAAAAAGAGUAGCUCUUGAAAAAAUUUCUGCGAAGACAAAGAGAUCUAAAAUCACAGAUUUCAUUGCCAAACAAAGUAGUAGACAAGAAUUUUUGCCUCUAUUAGGUUCUUAUAUUGACAAAGCUCAUGUGGAGCUCCUUCAUCUGAAGAACAAUGCUUGGCAGUAUUUUUUUAAAGCAGUUUUGAUAGAAGCUAUAAGAAAAUCUAAGCUGCCAGCUGAUUGUAAAAAGUUUUCAGAGGUCCCACCUGAUAGCCCUUUUGCAAGAGUAAUUACAGCUUUACAAACAGAAGUAGAGACCAGGCGCCUUGCAAACAAGACAAAACAAUGGUUCAAUGAAACUCAAGGGUCUGGAGCUGAUUUGCAUUACAGAUUUACUGGAAAAGAUUCCCGUUGUUUUUGUCAUAAUUUCAUGAGAUUUAUCACGUGGCUUAGCUGUGAAAGUGACUCCAGGAAAGAACAUCAAACAGUUCUUGCUUUAGCUUACUUAGGUGUGAGGCUGAGAGGCUGUGUUUCUCUCUUUAAUAGAUUGGAGAUAACAUCAGACCAGAUUGAUCAGCUUUCUAUUGCCUGCUAUGAGUAUUUUAAAGUAAAUUCAUUGUUCUUACCAAGGUCUGUAAAUCCUACUGUCUGGACAUUGGGUCACAUUGACCCCACUCAUUGUCGUGAAAUGCUUGAAAAGUAUGGGCAGGGGUUGGGAAUGGUAACAAUGGAAGCGCGAGAAGCAAAGCAUGUGUUUCUGAAAAAAUUAAGUGAAAUUAGAACAUAUCAAAAGAGAUGGGUUGAAAUAUUUAGACAUGAAUAUGUGAUGCUGAUUUGGCUGCCUCAGCAUGCUUUUCAGCAGCCAGAAUCUGCAUGCAAAAAUGUAGCCUACAUCCCAGAAAGGGUAUUCAGUGAUCCAUCUUAUUGUUAUUGUGGUCUGUUAAAAGCAUGUCCUGAGGAUGCUAGGUGCUGUUUUUGUGGGGACCCAAUCAUGAAAUUUAUAGAGCAUAGUGUUAAGGAUGGAAAGAUUGCUCCACAGCUUUUGUAAUUAAUGCUAAAUCUGUACAAAGUCUGACUCAAAAUCGCUGUUGACUUCAGAUUAUAUGAUAUAUUGUAUUGGU
Stylophora pistillata is the source of this 1781-nucleotide messenger RNA. RefSeq lists its product as uncharacterized. The record is from RefSeq and is a predicted model, not a curated record. Lineage: Eukaryota; Metazoa; Cnidaria; Anthozoa; Scleractinia; Pocilloporidae.